UCCAGCGGACCGAAGGGUAGAGUCUCGUGAGUCUCCGUUUUUCUGGUUCACACCUGCGGUUUGCGGGUCCCCAGGUACCUGGUCUACCACAUUCUGGUUUCGGGGGUCGCCUGGUACAUUAAAACUCUUUCACCUGCUCGUCCGGCCCACGCUACCACAAAUAAGUGAGAACAUGUGAUAUUUUAAACAGCAUAUUUUUGACGCUCAGGAUUGUCUUCUCAAGAGUGAUCUUGCCUGAGCAAGGAGCCUGGAAGAGGAAAGAAAGAGGAGUCAGGAAUGGCUCUUUCCCAGGGUUUGUUGACAUUCAGGGAUGUGACCAUAGAAUUCUCUCAGGAGGAGUGGGAAUGCCUGGACCCUGCCCAGAGAACUUUAUACAGGGACGUGAUGUUGGAGAACUACAGGAACCUGGUCUCCGUGGGUGAGGAUAACUUCCCUCCAGAAAUCAGGAUCUGUCCUAGUAUCUCAUCUAGAUUUGCGAUCAAGGAAUUCUUACCAAAAGAUAUUGAUAAAGGAAAAUUAUACCAACCAGUUGCAUUCGGAAGAAAUGAAAGACAUUGCAUUGGAGAUUUUGACUUCAGGGCAGCCUGGGUAAAUAUGUGCGAAUUUGAGAGUAAGUGUGGAUCUGAAGAAGGAAAUUCCAAAGGAAUGCCCACAACAGAUUACAUAAAUGUCAGUGGUAGAAAAGAUCAGCAAGACAGCAAAUCUUGGAUUAAUUUACCUUUAAAGCAGAGUGUUUAUGAAAGGAAAACUGCAUAUCAGUAUUUCAGACAUGGAAAGUUAUUUACAAGGAAUUUGCCAAAAGUGAAAAAUAACAUAGCCUCUGCAGGAGACAAGUAUAAGAAAUAUUUUGAAAAUAGGAUUGGGUUAAGCUUUCAGUCACAUCUGACUGAGCUACAGGAAUUUCAAGCUGAAGAGAAAAUUUAUGAAUGUAAUAAUCAAGUUGAGAAACCUAUCAAAAAUUGUUCUUCAGUUUCACCACUUCAGAGAUUUUCUCCUAUUGUCAAAACCAACAUUUCUAAAAAAUAUGGAAAAUUUUUUAUGAAUCCUUCAUUACUUACACAACACCAGAAAACACACUUUAGAGAAAAACCAUUCAAAUGUAAUGAAUGUGGGAAGAUUUUUAGCCAGUAUUCAGUCCUCACUAGUCAUCAGAGAAUUCAUUCUGAGCAGAGACCUUACAAAUGUAACAAGUGUGGUAAAGCCUUCAAGCAGUUCUCAAAUCUCACGAGACAUCAGAGAAUCCAUACUGGAGAGAAACCGUAUAAAUGUAGUAUAUGUGACAAGGUGUUUAAUCAGAAUUCACACCUUGCAAGUCACUGGAGAAUUCAUACUGGGGAGAAGCCACACAAAUGUAAUGAGUGUGGUAAGGCUUUUAUCAAAUGUUCAGAUCUUUGGCGUCAUGGGAGAAUUCACACUGGAGAGAAACCUUACAAAUGUAAUGAAUGUGGUAAGGGUUUCGCCAAACGUUCAUAUCUUUGGGAUCAUGAGAGAAUUCAUACGGGAGAGAAACCAUACAAAUGUAUUGAAUGUGGCAAGGUUUUUAGGCAGUGGUCUACUCUCAGAAUUCACCGUAGGAUUCAUACUGGAGAGAAACCUUAUAAAUGUAAAGAAUGUGGCAAAGCCUUUAAACAGUGCUCACACCUUACUAAGCACCAGAAUGUACAUCCUGGAGAGAAAUCACAUAAAUGUGAUGAGUGUGGCAAGGCUUUUACCCACAUUUCAAGCCUUGUGAAACAUCAUAGAAUUCAUACUGGAGAAAAACCACACAAAUGUAGUGAAUGUGGUAAGGGUUUUAUUCAAUGUUCAAGUCUUCUGGAACAUCAGAGAAUUCAUACUGGUGAUAAGCCUCAUAAAUGUAGUGAGUGUGGCAAAGGCUUUACUGCGCGUUCAAGCCUGACUAAACAUAAGAGAAACCAUACUGGAGAGAAACCUUAUAAAUGUAAUGAAUGUAGUAAGGCCUUUACCCAAUUUAUACACCUUACUCGACACCAAAAAAUACAUACUGAUAAGAAACACUAUGAAUCUAGUAUAUGUGGUAAUGCCUUUAGUCAGAGCUCAAGCCUGGAGGACCAUCAAAAAACUUGUGGCAGAGAAAAACUUUACAAAUGUAAUGAAUGUGGCAAGUCCUUUAAUUGGUGUUCACGUCUUACUCGGCAUCAGAGAAUCCAUACUGGAGAGAAACCAUAUAAAUGUAAUGUAUGUGGGAAGGCCUUUAGUCAAAAUUCAAACCUUAAAAUACAUCAGAAUUCAUACUGGAGAGAAACCUUACAAAUGUAAUGAAUGUGGCAAAGCCUUUAA
Messenger RNA from Cynocephalus volans (Philippine flying lemur), 2298 nucleotides. RefSeq names its product zinc finger protein 677-like. The record is from RefSeq and is a predicted model, not a curated record. Lineage: Eukaryota; Metazoa; Chordata; Mammalia; Dermoptera; Cynocephalidae. Gene Ontology annotation, biological process: regulation of DNA-templated transcription.